Molecule: messenger RNA, 318 nt
Organism: Protopolystoma xenopodis
Lineage: Eukaryota; Metazoa; Platyhelminthes; Monogenea; Polystomatidea; Polystomatidae
Source: the annotation of a GenBank genome assembly
AUGUACGGAGCCUCAUGGAUUGAAGCUCUCAAAUGCUAUUGGCUGGAAGGACGGCCAGAUGAGGAGCAUUAUACACACGCAGCCAGGCUUUCGAAGCGACUUGUGGAGGAGCGCGACCGCUUGAACAUAUCAAAUUUGGGUCCAUCCAGCGGUCAGCAAGCCUCCAGCGAAACAAGCUGGGACUGCCUGCUGCAGCAGGGUAUGAGCAGCAGAGAUGGGUCAAGUCGCGGGAGUCGGUCGUCAGCUGAUAAAGCUGCCGCACGAAAAUCUCGACAAAUUUCGACUGGACAGACUGAGCGAUCUACUCGAAAUAGCUGA